AUGAAACAACGCAUGCAUGAGCAGCUGAGUGUAGCCACUGUGGUUCUGCUCUCUACCAAUGAGUUUUUUGAGAAGAAAAAACAGGGAACCCAUAAAGAUGUGGCUGUCAAUGGAUCGGCAAAACGUCAAAAUAGGAGUAACUCUGAUGGCAAACAAACCAUCCCUAACACCAAUCCUUAUGAUGAACUGGUCGAAGAGAUUAAGGAUAAGUUGGGCAAUGCUGCCACAGCAGCUCAGCUCAAGGGCCUGCUUUCCACCUCAACCCUUCAUUCCAAGGACGUGAUGAACGCCCUCUUUGAGGCUCUCUUUGAUGAGCAGUGCUGCGGUGUCUAUCAUGGAGAUGAGCAGCAUCAGCUCUAUAAUGGAGAUGUCCUUGAGGAAGAAACCAUUCUCCAGUGGUACUAUGUAGCUGUUGCCGGUGGCAAGAACUCUGAGAUCCUGCAGAAUGCCAAGCGAUUCUUGGAGGGUCUCCAGAGUGCCGAUUAUGAAUCUGAGCAAGAGUGA
Molecule: messenger RNA, 504 nt
Organism: Miscanthus lutarioriparius
Lineage: Eukaryota; Viridiplantae; Streptophyta; Magnoliopsida; Poales; Poaceae
Source: the annotation of a GenBank genome assembly